AGUGUGGAGAGGGAGGGAGGGAAGUGUAAGCCAGUCACAGCAUCUCUCCUUCUCACUGCACCAGGGCUGAGGGACUCUUCGUCCCCUCGCUUCCCUCGCUGCAGAUUUAAGUCAUUUCCAUCAGCGCAGUCAUCUUUUUUUUUUCUUGCUUUUUACUUGCUGCUUGUGACAGAUGCACUGCAUUCAUCUCUCUCUGUGUAGAAGGAUCUAAGGAUUUAUUUAUUAAAUAUGUUGGUUGUCUUGUUUUACGGAAUUGAAAGGGGGACAUUUGCAGAGGACAGUGCUUGAAACUGGGACUCCAACUGGGACUUGAUCUUUCCUUUAUGUUGCUAGAGUGGAUUCAUCUUUUGUUGUGCUGCCAGUGUUUUGUUCAGGGCGACAGACACAGAGAGGAGAAGUAGGAUCCCAUACCUCUACAACUAAACAGAGCGCAUAUUUCAAAGGACUAAGGCAAGUUCUACGGUUACAUUAAGCACUUGAGGAGGAGGUGCUUAGCCUCCUUCGUCAAUGCUUCAGAAUGUCACAACAGAAAUGCAAGUGACAAGUUUAUGGGAUAUAUAAGUGGAAUGCAGAUGGAUCCUCACACCCCUCUCUGCAAGUGUCUGCCACAGGAUUGCUGAGGAGUGAGUGGAGCGCUGACUUAUUCAGCUGGCCUCUCAUUGCUCCAAGAGAGUCCUUUCACCUGCCUGCAUGGGAGUCCAGCAUUCAACACUUUCAUCAGCUACUGGACUUUUAAAUUUGUUUGUCUUUCAAGACUUGCAGUCCAAAACACUGAGAGGCAAGUUUGCACAUUUUGAUUUUAAGUUCAGAUCGCUUUAAUGGCAGAACUCAUCCGGACAUUUUGACGCACUUUGUUUUUACCUCAUUCUGCCUAGGGAUGCCUUGUAAACACAUUUGCCCCCAAGCGCCAUGUGUGCUGAGAGAGCUGUGACAUUAUCUCCUGCGGAGAUCCCCAUGUUGUUCUAGCCAGUGUCUGUGUUUUGAUUCAGACAAUAGCUGGGCAUACAUGGGCUCCAGACACUGACCAGAGGACCACCAAAAUAAGGCAAGCCUGCAGUUACACAGUAAACACACUAGCACCAGUGGACAAGUGACACUUUGGAUUGGAUUUAAGUGUUGAUUCAUAGAGAUGGAUGGAAUUUUCUUCUUCAGGCUUUGGUAUCCACCAGGAGAGACUCUCAAGGAGCUUUUUUUUCUUCCCAUACGCAAUGGUUGCCUAAAACGUUUUGUUUUGUUUUUUUUAACCGGAAACUGCACCCUAAAGCCAUGUGCUGCUUAUUUUUUUGAUCUCCUGUGAGGAUUCUUCAAGAGAGAAGCGUAUUGUGCUUUGCUUCAUGCUUUAACCUCUUCAUAUGGUGUCCUCCCUCACAUCUUCUGUGCUUUCUGCCCUUGUAAAGUCAGUUUAUGCCCUCAGCCUCCCAGUGGCAACCCUCAUUAGAAUCAGGAGAUGAGGCUACAGACUGGCAAGCAAAGCAGCAGGGAAGCUCGCCUCUUGGAUAGAUGCUGGGCACACCACUAGUGCUGCACUGCUUGAGGUCAAAGGAAUACAGCAUUUUUUUUCCAUACUCCUGACUGUUACCCACUCAGUACUUUCACUAACCAUGAGUGAUUGGAAAAGGAGAGCUAAACGGGUCGUCCUAUCCUCCCAGAGGCUGUAUUGAUUUUUCUCCAGUCAGUGUUCAUUUGAUUGAGACCCAGCUAUGUGAGAGUAAGGUGAAAGAGAAAGUGAGUGCGCUACAGAGAGUAUUGAGCUCCAUUAACUAAGGGAGGCUGCAGACACCCGGUGUAGAGUGGGUGGGGGGCAGACAGUUCUCCAAUUACAGGCCAGCUGCCUUAUGGGUGGCACACCAUAAACCUGAACCACCUGGAUAGCACCCAGAACAAUGAACCAGUCUGAGCUGACAGCGGACCCGGUGUUUACUGCCAACAGCAGCUACAGAGACUUCUUUCCCGGCAGGGCCUCCAACCACUCCUGUCCUUUGGGCUGGGGGCUGAACGAAGGCCUAGAGGCAUGCGUCCUGGAGACUGUUGUGAUUGUACUUCUGACCGUGCUUAUUAUUGCGGGAAACCUGACAGUGAUCUUUGUGUUCCACUGUGCCCCUCUGCUACACCACUACACCACCAGCUACUUCAUCCAGACCAUGGCCUAUGCUGACCUUCUGGUGGGUCUUAGCUGCCUGGUGCCCACCUUAUCGCUGCUUCACUACCCAGCAGGUGUCCAGGAGCCGAUCACAUGCCAGGUCUUCAGCUAUGUUAUCUCUGUUUUGAAGAGUGUUUCAAUGGCCUGCUUGGCUUGUAUCAGUGUGGACCGCUACCUGGCCAUUACUAAACCACUAUCUUAUAACCAGCUGGUCACGCCAUGCCGGCUACGAGGCUGCAUCACCCUAAUCUGGGUCUACUCGAGCCUGGUUUUCUUGCCAUCCUUCUUUGGUUGGGGUAAACCAGGCUAUCAUGGAGACAUUUUUGAGUGGUGUGCUCACUCUUGGCCCACCUCUGCCCUCUUUACAGGCUUUGUGGUGUGUUUGCUCUAUGCACCUGCUGCACUUGUCGUUUGCUUCACCUAUUACCAUAUCUUUCGCAUUUGCCAGCAGCACAACAGGGAGAUCAGUGAACGGCGAGCACGAUUCCCCAGCCAGGAGAUGGAGGCUGGUGAGGGAGGUGGCGGGGGGCAUCACGGAGGGCAUGGACCAGAUCGGCGCUAUGCGAUGGUGCUCUUCCGCAUCACCAGUGUUUUCUAUAUGCUUUGGCUGCCCUACAUAAUUUACUUCCUGCUAGAGAGCUCCCAUGUGUUAGAUAGCCCUGCCCUCUCCUUCAUCACCACCUGGCUAGCCAUCAGCAACAGCUUUUGCAACUGUGUCAUCUAUAGCCUGUCUAAUAGUGUGUUCCGCCUGGGCAUGCGUAGGCUCUCACAGACGAUGUGCUCCUUCAGCCACUGUGCAGCAGAUGACAGGGACUUUGGGGAGCCUAAACCAAGGAAGAGGGCAAACUCAUGCUCCAUUUGAAGAGAUGACUGUUCCAGAACAGGGAUACUCCUGGAAUCUACAAAUGGGAAACAUUAAUCGAAACCAACUUAGCGGCUGGUUAACUGUCUGUUAAACUGGCAAGCAAAUUGAAAACAAUUUGUGUCGGAUUGGCCUGUCAGUUGACAUCAGUGGCAUUGUCUUAGUCACAAUAAACAAUGGUUUAUUGCAUUACAGGCUUUUCAAGGAGAUCAGUGCAGUGUCCAAACAGAGAUAUUUAGUCCGAUAUGAUGGUUUUUAUUGUAUGGCACCUGACUUAGCUGGCGAUCAAAAAAGUUGUAGUCUCAACUUAGAGUUCUUAGCUUUUACAUUUCAUUGAAGGUCAUCAGCCAAGUCAGACAUAGUCAGAAAAAAAAACUCACAAAGAUUCACAAAUUUUUCAUCAGACGUCAAAUGUGGCCACAUUAUUUCAUGCCUGUUACAUUUUAGUGGUUGUGAAAUGGAUCAACCUGAUAUUCAAUGUCUGUGCUUUCUAUGACUGUCAUUAGCAGAGAUAAGAUAACCUACACUUACUUGUGCUCACAAACCUGUUUUUAAAGGCUGGAAAUGGAUAUUUGACUUUUUACCUGUACAAACAUACAUGACAGCCAUGCUGCUGAUACAGUAAACAACAGAUGAUGUAUGACCUUGACUGUUCUCUGAGGUAUAAGCAGUCCCUUUCUGUGGAAAUAUUUCCUGUUGAAUCUGCAAACAUGAUGUAGGCAGGUGAACUAUAGAGAUGCAAAAAAUGAUGUAUUGCUGUUUUGGUCGGGUGUUCAUUUACAUUGUUUUCUAUAAAUAGGGAGAUUGUCCAAUCACUCAUCUAAAAAAUGGUUGAAAUUUGGGUACAUUUAUUGAGACCUUCUGCAAAACAUGGUCCGUGAUGUAACAGUACACAGCAAUUUUAAAUCUAAAAUACUUAAAUAUAACACUGUGUAGAUACUUGUGCAAAACAUACAAACAUCUACAUCACAACAUGAGACCCAGGAUGAUAGAACUACUUAUACUUAUAAGAUGAGUGUUGCUUUCAGCAGAUAACUAGCCAGCACAUAUGCCCCCUUGGGCAUAUGAAAUGAUCCAUCAGUGCCAGGAUUCCCACCAUUGGUGGGGCAUUCCUGAUAUGGCUGUGUUAUGAGUGUUCUGCUAACAGUCUGAUGCAUGAGCGCUCAUGACAGCCAUUUCCAACAAGCAAAUAAAUAUUACAUCCCUCCUACACUGUGUAUGGAGGCCAUGUAUGCUGGAUUGUAAACAAACAUAAUUGGCCACUAUCUAAAUAUGAAUUUCAUAUAAUGUUAAAUGAUAAAGGGCAGUCUUGUGGAUAUAAUUAUUUUUAGAUGCACCUUCUGAUCGUUGCUUUUAACGCACUCACAAACUUGAGUGUGUGGGUUAAGAGAAGUUACAGUAGUGGCAGUGUAGAACUGAGGAUGUCACCUGGUUGUGAGUGUUUUUUUUCUUAAAGAUUAAAGAGGAUUUUUCUUUCCCAGCAGUUGUAGACUGGAUCUCAGGUUAAUGUUAUGCGAUCCGUCUGGAGGUUGCUGUGAGGUUAAACUGAUCUGAAAUUACAUGCUUAGUUGUGAUAAAAGUCUAAAAGGCUAUCAGUAUCUUAUCUUGUGGUUGGUUUGUCGAACUACUAGCCUGGCAAUCCUCAUCACUUUUAAUCUGCCCCACCUUCCAUCAGCUGUACCAAGUAUUUUGCUGAUAUACGUGAAAAGAUACUUAUUUCAAGCUACAGGCCUGAAUUUCUUGCAGAUGUAUCAGUGCUUUUAUGAAUUAACACAGUAAAAAGUGUGCAUUUAUCACAGGGUCAAACCUAAUUGGGCGCCACAAUGAAAAUCUGGGGAGAAGAGAACAGUGAAAUUUUGACUGGGGUUUUGAAUUUUCCCUUAUUUGUUUCAUGUAGUUUGUGCAACAGAUAAUGGUAUAGAAAUGGAGUCAUGGAGAAUGCAUUGUUUGUGAACCAUUCUACUAAAAUAUUAUAUAUCUUUUUGAUCUUUUAUUGUACUACUGUCGUACAUUCCAGCUUGGUAUAAUCUGAAGACUGUUUCCCUAUGUUGGGCUUUUGAUAUAAAAAGUACAGAUGAUGUGUUGUCAGGAACCUACAGACUGCCUUUGGUUAUGAUUCCCAUACUUUGCUACAGCACUCUAGUAAACAAUUUCCAGUAAAUUUACUUUGUACAUUCCCUUGAUCAUUAAAUCAGUGUUAAAGCAUAAUUGAUUUAACAUGAAUACAGCCACAUACUUCAACCAAGGACUGAUAUUGUGACUGCAUUCUUUGCACCUUAACGGUACUCUUUGCAAGUCAUUCCUCAUUGUUAAACUGCAUAAAAUUGAUUUUUGACUACAAGGAACAGUAAGACUUGAUACAAUAAGCCUAUAGCACAUUUGAUUUCAGUGGCAUGAUACUAAUCAGUUUACUACUUAACACAUCCAGCAUAAACAGAGCUACACAAGCAUUUCAUUUCAUGGUCUCUCUGGCCACCUGAUGAAUGUAAGUACAAUGUUGUUGUCAAGCCAAGGUUUGG
This is a messenger RNA of Acanthopagrus latus (yellowfin seabream), 5521 nucleotides long. RefSeq names its product G protein-coupled receptor 52 (gene gpr52). Gene Ontology annotation, biological process: G protein-coupled receptor signaling pathway. The transcript has a single exon. Lineage: Eukaryota; Metazoa; Chordata; Actinopteri; Spariformes; Sparidae. The coding region runs from base 1884 to 3002 and encodes 372 amino acids. Gene Ontology annotation, molecular function: G protein-coupled receptor activity. Gene Ontology annotation, cellular component: membrane. The record is from RefSeq and is a predicted model, not a curated record.